Messenger RNA from Triticum aestivum (bread wheat), 2026 nucleotides. RefSeq lists its product as uncharacterized. The transcript is spliced from 7 exons. The record is from RefSeq and is a predicted model, not a curated record. NCBI's taxonomy places the organism in Eukaryota, Viridiplantae, Streptophyta, Magnoliopsida, Poales, Poaceae. The coding region runs from base 160 to 1743 and encodes 527 amino acids.
CUUCGUUCACUCCAUCUUCUUCCUUCCCCUCGCCUCCCCACCACAGGAAAGCUUCCGUCUUUCCCCAUUUCCCAUCGCCUCCCCAGCAAACCCAAUUUUCAAACCCUAGAUCCAUAAAAAGAAAAAAAAACUCCAAACCUAGACCUCCACGCCGCCCCCAUGACGACCCGACGACACCACAGGCAUGGUGAUCUCUACAGAGAAGUCCCCGUCACCCAGACUAGGCGACGCUCUCGUCUGGUGGCUCUUCCCGACGGCAGUCAUAUCCUUGACCCUCACGGCGAUGCCAACGAGGUAUCUCGACUCUUGAGAUAUGCACACUUGGGCGACUACUCCGACCUCCACCACCCGAGACCAAGCGUACCAGAUGGACGCAUGGAAGUCGUCCGCUCCGACAUCCAGACGAGGCCCUACGAUCGGCCACAGCCUCCACAGUGUGAGCCAGAGAACAUGGCCUCAAAUCAGUCGGUCGAUAGCUCGUCUAUCACCAACACUUCCUCAUCCUCCAAGCAGGCAGAUUUGGUAACUCAUGACGUCUCACCAACAUCAACGCACUCGUCUCCACUCAUCUCAGCUCGAAAACCUUCUGGUUGGCCUAUAGAGCUUUUCAUCAGAAUUGAUCUGGGGGGUUCUUUCCACACGUAUCCUUGUCUGGGGGGGCCAUUCCGGAGCUUGGAGGAAGCUGAAGAUGCCAUCAAAAGCCAUCUUGAUGGCCUGCGCUCUCCACUAAUGCGCAAAGAUAAGAUUUCGCCAGAGGAAUUUGCGGUACGAUAUCGCCUUUACUGGCCUGAUGGCACGAGGAAGAUGUCGUCCAAAUGCAAUUAUGAAAGCAGCAAUAGGAAGCUAUUGGUUCAAGCUUUACUCGAUAAAUACAAUGAAGAUCACCAUCUUUUGGGGGAUCUUGCAUAUGAACUUGAUGAUGUUUUGAGCUUCCGACAAAUUUUUGAGGAGGAGGGCUGCCUUGUUAACAUGUUCUAUCAUAUCAAUUUGGCUGUAAAAAUCAAAGGAGAUGAUGGUUUUCACAACAAUAUAUUCUUUGCUGAAGUCACACGAAUAAAAGGCGAAAAUGAAGAAUACGUGCUCAAUUGUUUCUGUAUGGUUAAACCUAUUGACAAUGGCCGAUGCUCAGGUUGUACGAGGUAUGGACAGUAUGAUUUGAAGCACCCAGCUGAUGCUGAUAAAUACAAAGGUGGCCACUCUACCCCGUUCAUCCAAUGUUGUGGUGUAGAUUGUAUUCCUUCCAUGGUCCUGGAUAGACCUGGAUACAUCCAGAAUGAGAAGGAUUGUUCGGAGGCGGAGAAGGCUAUGUUGGCGGCGGAGGAGGAGGCUAUGUUGGAGGAGGAGGAGGCUAGGAUAAGAUAUAUAUACAAGUGCCCUGGUGAUUCUCCUAUUCAGGCAAAAUCAGAUGGUGAAAAAAUGCCUGCUGGUUUGGCCAAGAGAGGAGAGGGUGCUGGUUUGGCCAAGAGUGGAGGGGGUGCAAAAUUGGAUGGUGCAAAGAUGACUGCUCGUUUGGCCAAGAGAAGAGAGUGUGCUGGUUUGGCCAAGAGAGGAGAGGGUGCUGGUUUGUCCAAGAGUGGAGAGGGUGCAAAAUUGGGUGGUGCAAAGAUGACUGCUGGUUUGGCCAAGAGAAGAGAGUGUGCUGGUUUGGCCAAGAGAGGAGAGGGCGCUGGUUUGGCCAAGAGAGAGGAUAACCAGGGAAGCGUGAAGUACAUUGUACCUGCUAGACGUGGGUUGAUGAUUUGAGUAUCCCCUCAGGUCCCUUUCCACUCGUGGACUUGACUCCAAUUGAUGGCUAAGACAGCAUAGCAAUCUAUGGGGAUGUACACCAUCUAUCAUAAUUGCUGCUUUUUAAAUUUCCAGUAUCUUUUCAGAAGUAUUGAACUCGUUGUGCAUCAUCAUUUGGAAUGUCGUCGCUGUAGUUGUAGCAUUGUAUGAUAAAGUUUGGUCGGAUUUUAUAUUAACAUGUAUGAUAAAAGUUUGGUCGGAUUUUAUAUUAACAUGUAUGAUAAAGUUUGGUCGGAUUUUA